Molecule: messenger RNA, 746 nt
Organism: Diospyros lotus (date-plum)
Lineage: Eukaryota; Viridiplantae; Streptophyta; Magnoliopsida; Ericales; Ebenaceae
Product: 60S ribosomal protein L14-1-like
Exons: 5
Coding region: 127-531 (134 amino acids)
Biological process (GO): ribosomal large subunit biogenesis; translation
Cellular component (GO): cytosolic large ribosomal subunit; ribosome
Molecular function (GO): structural constituent of ribosome; RNA binding
Source: RefSeq, a predicted model, not a curated record
CGGGGCUGAAAACAAAGAUAGCUUCGGCCCAUCAUAAGGCCCUAUAUAUUACUACCUGAAAACCCUAGAUCAUGCCAGCCCCAUUUGCCUCAUCGACCCGCCUCUCUGCAAAACCCUAGACCAAAAAUGCCGUUCAAGCGUUACGUCGAGAUCGGGAGGGUCGCCCUCGUCAACUAUGGCAAGGAUUACGGGAGGCUUGUCGUCAUUGUCGACGUUAUCGACCAGAACCGAGCUCUUGUGGAUGCCCCAGACAUGGUGAGAUGCCAGAUGAACUUCAAGAGGCUCACUCUUACUGACAUCACAGUUGACAUCAAAAGGGUCCCAAAGAAGAAGACACUAAUUGCUGCAAUGGAAGCAGCAGAUGUGAAGAACAAGUGGGAGAAUAGCUCCUGGGGUAGAAAGCUGAUUGUCAAAAAAAGAAGGGCCUCUCUUAAUGAUUUUGAUCGGUUCAAGAUCAUGUUGGCAAAAAUCAAGAGGGCUGGACUGGUCAGACAGGAGCUUGCGAAACUGAAAAAGGCCAACGCAUCCUGAGCUCAUUUCUAUGGAGUCUCAAUUUUGUUAUGAGUUUUCACAAGUUGGAUUGUUUGGCUAGUUUUGAUUUGUACCUUACAGAUUGAAAAGUAUUCAAGGUCAUCCUUUUUGUGUUCAUGUCAUGCUCUGUUAUGGAAUCAUCAAUCCUAGUUUUCCAUUGUUUCUCGUUAAUUCAGAGUUUCAACUCAGCCUUAGGAAACCGGGUGUUCAUUUUC